Salvelinus fontinalis (brook trout) is the source of this 5192-nucleotide messenger RNA. RefSeq lists its product as uncharacterized. The transcript is spliced from 8 exons. The coding region runs from base 3751 to 4659 and encodes 302 amino acids. Lineage: Eukaryota; Metazoa; Chordata; Actinopteri; Salmoniformes; Salmonidae. The record is from RefSeq and is a predicted model, not a curated record.
GUCUUUGGCUAGACAUUGAGAUAUGAAUGAAGAAAUAGGGACAACACAUGGGUUCAUGGAAUUGCAGAGUAACAAAGUAAAUCUCAAGAAUCUGUGAUUGGUAGUCCUACUGUACCAGUAAUGUUUCCUCUAAACUGUGCCCCUCCAAGACUUCCUCGCAGUCAGGAAGAGUCUCUGCAGCGCUGAGAUGCAAGAGAUUGAACUUCACUGAGUUUGCCCCAUUAGUUUGCAAUGUAGGCCUGCAUUGAACACCACAUAUGCGACUGUAGUCUAUAUCAUAGAAAUCACAAGCUAUUUCCAUGUGAAAAUGACAUGGAAAUUGCUCAAUUGGUUUUGUUGGUAGGCCUACAUUAUGCUCAAAUGGCCACAAUAGCCUAUUGGCUACUGUCUAAAACUGUAAGGGUACACGUGUUCACUGUAAACGUGCUGGAAGUUGCACAAAAUUCUCACUAUGUUCACGUUUCUGCUCACAAAACAAACGUCUGCUCAGUGCCCGAAAAAAUUCAAGGGAACAUUGCCUAGCAGUGGACCUGGUAGAUGGGGCAAAACACAUGGUUUGGAGAGACAAACAAGUAAGAGGAUGGUAAAUCAGAUAUUCUGUAACCAUUUACUUGGCAAUUACUUUUCUUUCUGCGUUUGCACUACAUUAACUUUAUUUAGCAGACACUUAUCCAGAGUGGCAUAGAGUAGUGAGUGCAUACAUUUUCAUAUUUUCUUUGUCCAUACUGGUCCCCGUGGGAAUUCAAAUCCUCACCCCUGGUGUUGCAAGCGCCAUGCUCUACCAACUGAGCCACACAGGACACUUGUAGCUGAGCAUCAACCAGCUUGUAUUUCCUGUUGCUAUUCAGGUGAGCACAUAAGGGACCACACUAGGGUUACUGAUCAUUCACACACAUGUCUAAUUCCAGAGACGAGAACACAAGUCAAGACCAACCACAACCGAAGGGCUUUGAAUAUAUAUAGAGGUGGAAGGUUAAAGUAUGGAACUGCAGUCAUAAGCUAGGGCUAGAUGAGCCACAAGUGUCAUAAGGCAGACUGAUGGGUCCCCUACACAUUAACCUUACACAUCAGUCUGUCAAAAUAAUUGCAUUAGAGCCAUGCAUGAUAAUGAUAACAUACAGUGCCGUGCAAAAGUAUUCACCCCCUUGACAUUUUUCCUAUUUUGUUGCAUUACAACCUGUAAUUUAAAUGGAUUUUUAUUUGGAUUUCAUGUAAUGGACAUACACAAAAUAGUCCAAAUUGGUGAAGUGAAAUGAAAAAAAUAACUUGUUUAAAAACAUUCUAAGAAAUUAAAAACUGAAAAAUGGUGCAUGCAUAUGUAUUCACCCCCUUUGCUAUGAAGCCCCUAAAUAAGAUCUGGUGCUACCAAUUACCUUCAGAAGUCACAUAAUUAAUUACAUAAAGUACACCUGUGUGCAAUCUAAGUGUCACAUGAUCUGUCACAUGAUCUCAGUAUAUGUACACCUGUUCUGAAUGGCCCAAGAGUCUGCAACACCAUUAAGCAAGGGGAACCAGCAAGCAAGCAGCACCAUGAAGACCAAGGAGCUCUCCAAACAGGUCAGGGACAAAGUUGUGGAGAAGUACUGAUCAGGGUUGGGUUAUAAAAAAAUAUCCGAAACAUCCCACAGAGCACCAUUAAAUUCAUUAUUAAAAAAUGGAAAGAAUAUGGCACCACAAGAAACCUGCCAAGAGAGGGCCGCCCACCAAAACUCAUGGACCAGGCAAGGAGGGCAUUAAUCAGAGAGGCAACAAAGAGACCAAAGAUAACCUUAAAGGAGCUGCAAAACUCAACAGCAGAGAUUGGAGUAUCUGUCCAUAGGACUACUUUAAGCCAUACACUCCACAGAGCUGGGCUUUAUGGAAGAGUGGCCAGAAAAAAGCAAACACAUUUGGUGUUCACCAAAAGGCAUGUGGGAGAAUCCCCAAACUUAUAGAAGAAGGUACUCUGAUCAGAUGAGACUAAAAGUGAGCUUUUUGGCCAUCAAGGAAAAUGCUAUGUCUGGCACAAACCCAACACCUCUCAUCACACCGAGAAUAUUAUCCUGCCACCACCAUGCUGUGGUGAUGUUUUUAAUCGGCAGGGACUGGGAAACUGGUCAGAAUUGAAGGAAUGAUGGAUGGUGCUAAAUACAGGGAAAUUCUUGAGGGAAACCUGUUUCAGUCUUCCAGAGAUUUGAGACAGGGACGGAGGUUCACUUUCCAGCAGAACAAUGACCCUAAGCAUACGGCUAAAGGAACACUCGAGUGGUUUAAGGGGAAACAUUUAAAAGUCUUGGAAUGGCCUAGUCAAAGCCCAGACCUCAAUCCAAUUGAGAAUCUGUGGUAUGACUUAAAGAUCCAUCCAACUUGAAGGAGCUGGAGCAGUUUUGCCCUGAAAAAUAGGCAAAAAUACCAGUGGCUAGAUGUGCCACGCUUAUAGAGACAUAUCCUAAGAGACUUGCAGGUGUAGUUGCUGCAAAAGGUGGCUCUACAAACUAUUGAUGUUGUGGGGGUGAAUAGUUAUGCAUGCUCAAGUUUGUUUUUUUUGGUCUUAUUUCUUGUUUGUUUCGCAAUAAAACAUAUUUUGCAUCUUCAAAGUGGUAGGCAUGUUGUGUAAAUUAAAUGAUACAAACCCCCCCCAAAAUCUUUUUUAAUUCCAGGUUGUAAGGCAACAAAAUAGGAAAAAUGCCAAGGGGGGUUAAUAUUUUUGCAAGGCACUGUACAUGUGAAUUGUUUGGUCAUGGAAGUGUGCUACUACCUUUGUUCAAGAAAGUAAGACUUAAAGUAGACCGAUUACCUGAACAGUAGGUUUUCGUGUAGUUUAAAAUGUUUGCCAAACAUGCCAAACAACAUACCUUAAAGACCUACCCCAGUCUAAUUUUUACCUCAUUUACUUCACAAAAAGCACAUCUCAAUAGGUGGUCCAGGUAUGACAUGACAUGGCACACGUGGGGGGUGGACCUUAACUCUUUUGUCCUCUAUUGCUCUAUUGUUUUUCAACAGGAACAGUAAAAAAAUUGCUGGAGUGUGUCUUUAAACUGUCCAAUGAGUAGGCAAUACAUUUUUAAAGGGAUAUUAGCCAAUUACAAAUUGUUGAAUCUUCACAGAAACUGUAAACAGCUCUCUGGUUUGUCAUAAUUGGCUAUAUUUCCAGAAAGGGUGCAGUAGCCUAUUCGUGUUUUCUAAAGUGUAAUUUGUAACCUGGCCAGUUUCCAUAUCUGCUUCUCUAGGUUGUUCUGCCUCCUAAACAUAGGCUGCCAGUUUCCAUAUUUAAUAAAAAAGUGUACCUUUAUAUAACUAGGCAAGUCAGUUAAGAACAAAUUGUUAUUUAUAAUGACGGCCUACCCUGGCCAAACCCCGGCGACGCUGGGUCAAUUGUACGCCACCCUAUGGGACUCCCAAUCAUGGCCAGAUGUGACACAGCCUGGAUUUGAACCAGGGACUGUAAUAAUGCCUCUUGCACUGACAUGCAGUGCCUUAGACCGCUGCGUCACUCGGGAGCCCUGUUUGUAAAUGAUCCGCGCCUCUAGGUUGUUCUGCCUCCUAAACAUAGGCUGUCAGUUUUUUUCACUUCAUCAUCUAACUGUGUUCACUCCUUCAUUAACAUCAACAAGUUGAAAGGAUGUCUCCAUCUUAUUUUCUCUUCAUUUGUGAGUAUUCAAUUAUCUAUUAUUUUAAUAAUAUGAAUUAAUUGUAACAGAGUAAUUCAUUUAGAUGAUGUAGGUUUAAUAUGUAGGACUUCACAUAAAAGCCUUUUUUAAAUGUUUUGCCAUGUUUAAAGGUAUGGCUGCUGUUGCAGUUAAAGAAGGUUGUGCAGAUUCAGUCCCUACUCCCACCAUUGUGUUAGACCCUGGGUACAUCAAUGUAGCUAUGCCUGUCAUAGUACGCUGUGAGUCAACAGGUGGCACAAAGUGCCACUUCUACAAAGACCACGACCCCAACCCAAUAAGAGAAGUGAAUUCCGGUGUUUGCCAAUUCAUAUUGUUCUGGAAUGAGUUCAAAAAGUGGAACAAGACUGAAGUAGAUCUCAGCUGUGCUAUUCUACAGAAGGGAGAAGAAAAAAUAAUCCCAACAUUUUACAACGCUCGAAGACUUCAUGUAAGUGAUUCCAUUGGAAUACCCAGGAUUUUUGUGGAAAAUACAGGAACUUACUUAAGUCUUCGGUGUGAGGCCAAGCAUGCUGGUACCUCAUGCUACUAUUACCUGAACAACAGUGACGUCCCGUUUAAAAGUCAGCCCUACAAAGACAAUGUCUGUGUGGGGAGAGUGGCGGAAAAGGAUCUGCUGAGAAAGAGGAACAGUGCCGGAGAGGUCUUCAUCACCUGUGCUGUGGAGCUGGUAAUGGAGGGUGAAGAUACUGUGAAAUCACAGCAUAGUGAACCGUUCAAGAUUGCCAUAGAUGACUAUCCUGGGCCCACUACUUCCUUAUCAACAUUCAGUACCAACAAAACCAGUGUAACUAAUGGAGAAGAGUCCUCAGAGUUCCCCCUCUACAUCAGUCUGAGUGUUGGGGCCUUUAGCCUUAUUCUGCUGGUUGUAUCUGUCCUGUGUUUUCUCCGGUACAAGCGAGGUGAUCAACAAGACUGGUCUGCAAAUAGAUCCCAAUGGAACCAGAACAAAGAAGUUAUCUAUGCAAAUGCUUCAUUAUUUCAACAAGGCGGUCUAAAUGUGGGGAUGUGACCAUGCUGCGUUGUACUAGUUCAAGUGUACUUCCACCUGUUGAUGAACUUCCUCCACAUCCCUUCUCUGCUUCCUGAUUUACAUAUCUGCCACUCUCUGCUCUUCAUGUAUUCUGACGCCAUCUGUUCUUCUCAGAUGAAUGGUGUAAUAUCUUACUGGGCAAGAAAUAGAUGUGCAUAGGUUUUAAGACAUGAUCCAUUUGAAGCUUCACAUUGUUUGUAUAUAAGGGUAAAUACCCGUGUUCUUUUAUUACCUUGUCUUUUUUUAACGCUUUUCUUAUUUUAUUACUAUUUUUUUAUCUACUUUGUAUAUUGAUAGUUUUGCUACUUGACAUUUAUUCUGCACAGUUGAGGAAAGCUGAAAGUAAGCAUUUCACUGUGCCAUUCCACCUUCUGUACUCUGGGCAUGUGACAAAUAAACAGUGAUUUAAUGUGAAGAUUGUGUAGAUUAGUUUUAACAUACUGGUAUACAAUUUUCCUAUUCUGUACAGUUUUUAAUAUGUAACUCUGUUUUGAAUAAAUUCAAUACAUGUA